AAAGACAGCUUCUCUACUCAUCACCACAAGAGUCUUUCACCGUUGUUCUUGAUUACCAUGACAAAGAGUGGUUCGAAACCAAACCCAAACCCUGUCGAGAACAAUGCGGAAGAGAUUCAUUACAGAGGUGUGAGGAAGCGUCCGUGGGGAAAAUAUGCAGCUGAGAUCCGAGAUCCGUUUAAGAGAAUCCGGGUCUGGCUCGGUACCUUUGACACUGCUCAACAGGCGGCGCGUGCCUACGACGCUGCAGCACGUGAGCUUCGCGGAGCGAACGCUAAGACGAAUUUCCCGACACUCCUUGAGCUUCAAUUUAAAGGCAGCGGUUACACUCGUGGUCCUAGAAAAAGCAGAACCGUCCACUCGGUCUCUCCCCUGGCGGCGAGACUUGCACCUCCGCAUCUCAGGCUCAGCUUAGGUGGCAGUAGCGGCGGAGGCGCAUGUUAUCCUCAGGUUCCUGUUGCACGUCCUCUUGCUGCACGUCCUCUUGCUGCACGUCCUCCUGUUGCACGUCCUGUUUACUGCUGUAACAUGACGGCGUGUGCUACGUGUGGGGCCGAGAGCGAGUCUGACUCGUCGUCUGUCCUUGAGUUCGAGGAUGAAACUGAGGAGAAACCUCAGCUGCUCAACCUGGACCUUAACUUCCCUCCUCCGGCGGAAUAGGUCGCUUCUACUGACAGUGCAUGCGUCGGGUCUUCUAAAUCAAGAGAAAGUGCGUUCUCCUAUGAUAGUAUCUUUAUUUUUGUUUCUGUCUAAAAAUUAUAUAUUACCCGUUUUAUAAGAAUAUCGUGAUGGUUUAAUAAGUUGACAUGGGAAGAUCGUAAUGUAUAUAAUAUGAACGUGUAACAGAAGGUAUAAGCUUUUGUUAUAAUCUUUUUCUUUUUGCAAGGAUAAGAAAAAGAAAAAAGAAUAUAAUUAUUAUAGUAGUUUUGGUCGUGCGGUCGUGUUACAAAUACUUCUUAAUAGUGAUAAUUAUAGUUGUAUUAUUCUAUAAAAUGAAAAUAAAUAAAAUAGUUAUCGUCCUCCUUGAAAACAAUGGACCAAUUAAGUGUUCUGCACUGCACACACGCACCGGUCGUGGGAGGACCCCACUCUUUGGCUGCGGUGAGGAACACUUCUUUACGCCUAUGUCAUUUUCAUGGGCCCUACAGUUCAUAGUUUGGUCUACCUUUUGACUUUCUGAGUUUGCAGAAAUUAAAUUAACUUAAAAGACUAAUCCGACUAUUUAACAAGUUUGGAAUAUUGAAACGAUCACGUUUAAGGAGGUUAAGAUGAUGAGGCGGUUUCAAAAUGAGAGACAAGGAAGGUGAGAUCUGAUUGGAUUCUUGUCCCCAAAUUUGGUAUCAAAAACGUAUAAGCAGUUAAGCACUAUCGCUUUGAUCCAACGGCCAGCGUCUUCAUCAUCACCAUCUCCACGUGGAUGAACAUAGUAACGUUCUCUAUUUUUUUUUUUGAACACAGUAACGUUCUCUUUAUUUUUGGCUUUUUGGAAUUAAAAAAGAAUGAAGCUACAAAAACCAGUAGAAAAACAUUUGCAUUCUUAUCACUAUCAGUUCAUUUUUCUCUGUGACAUAUUACUAAUAUUUUACUAUUAAUGGUAUGAGAGUGACGUUGCGUAAACACAAAGCCAGUCACGUUUUCUUUUUACUAUUUAGGGUGUUCAGUUGUAUUCGUUUUAGUUUAAAAUUUGUAAGUUUAGUUUUCUUUUAGUUUAAAAUUUACAUUUUUUCACUUUCAAAAUCGUUGAUAUAAUAUUUUAUUAAAACAUUUUCAAUAGCAAAAAGACGGAUGUAUCAAUAGAAUAAUAACAAAAAAGGAGGAUAAUAGCCUUAGAACAAGAAUUAAGUUACAUGAACCAGAUACUUAAACGACUAAGGACCCCCUGAUAGUGAUAAACCACUCGCAUUGUCAGCAAACCAAAAAUAGUAGAAGAUCACAACAGUGCCGUGCCUAUAAUAUUAGGAGCCUAAGGCAAAAAAUUGGUUCGUUUUAUUUCGAAUAAUAAUAGUAGUAAAAAUAGUUGCUUAUAAUAUAGGUCAUAUAGAAAAUUUGGUCUAUGUAUGUAAAUAUCUUAUUUCUAGUUUUGAAUUUUUUUUCAGGAAAGUAUAACAAACAAUGGAAACUUAUAAAGAAAAUGUUAUAAAUAUAAAUGAUAUAGAGAAGAGACUUCUAACAAUUAAAGAAGGAUUUAUUAAAAAAAAAUUAAAGAAGGAUUUAUUAUAUAUUCUUCUUUUAUGCAUAAAUCAGUUCAAAAAAAAACAUUAAAGAAGAAAAAAGAAUAAUAAAGGAAUUUAACGCUUAUAAUUAGAAAAUAGAGAUGUACUCCCUCCGUUCGUUUAUGCAUGACGCUAUCCGAGUUUCACAUAGAUUAAGGCAAAUAUUGUAUUGUCUAUUUUGUCCUUUGUCGUUGCUUUCUUACUCAUUAUUACAAUUAUUAUUCAGUCAAACUUCAUCGAUCCCAAUUUCUAUUAGUCUUAGCUAUUAAAUAUAUUGACAAAUUAUCAUAGAAAUGUAUAAAUGCACCAUUAAUUUUAAGUCAAGUUUCUGUGUUCUUGUGAUAUACGUACAAACAAAUUUUUGGUGUAAAAAUCCUUCUAAAAAUUUUCAUCAAGGAGCCAAAACAAAAAUUUUUAAACUAAAAUUGGAGCCAAACUUAAAAUAAAUCAUGAUUAUAUAUUGACUGAGCACAGUCAAGCGGAUCACAAUUUCCCUGAUGAAUUAUAAUUUUGAUCUAAAUCUCCCAGUUACAAGUAAUGAAAGUGAGUUUUUGUUUAAUCUAAAUCAAACUCCUACUGAUGAAGAAAUAGUUGUAUUCAAUAAUGAAGAUGAUGAUGCUAAUGCGAUCGAUGAAAUUGUCUCCAACGAUUGUUUUAGCGAAACAGAUUUAGGUAAAUUUUUCCAUUCUACGGAGUAAUUCUUUUCUCUCAACAUUUUGCUGUUCUAAUAACGAUCAAUAGUGUUAAAUAAAAUUUGACUUUUAGUUAUAUUUGUGAUUUCUGUACAUAAUUUUGCAUAGACUAGUCAACAAAGGCUGCUAUUUUUGUUUGUUUGUGAUGUGUAUGUGCAAUUUGAUUUAAAAUUACUCCAGACAUUUAUUUAUACUUGUCUCUAUAGGUUUCUUAAUACGGAGUAUAUGAAUGAAAGUUGUGUAUGUUUAUAUGAACAAAUAUACAUGUGUCAUUCUUUUAGGUCAGUCUUGCAGAUAUUUUUUGGCUAACCGUUUCUAUUUUUAUAUUAAUAUGUAGAGAUUGAUGAUCAAACAGAGCUUCCAAACGGAAAAAGGUUGAAUAUCUCCAAUCCAGAAAGGUGGGCAAUAUAUAACGCUUUGUUGGAGAGAAGUCAAAAUGGAGAACUAGAGAAAAAUACUACACGGGAAGUUUCUGAUUUGUUUAUGGUACCUAUCCGAACGGUGCAAAGGAUAUGGAAACAGGCUAAAGACACUUCAAAUGAUGAAGAAGUCAAUGUAUCACACAAAAAAACCGGACGCUGUGGUCGUAAGAAAAUCCAACUUGAUUUGAAUCAAGUUAUGGAAAUUCCGUUGCGCAAGAGAACGUCACUACGGUCGCUUUCAAUGGGUUUGGGCAUUGCUACUUCGACAUUACAUAAACGUGUCAAGGAAGGUACGAUUCGACGUCAUACUAAUGCUAUCAAACCAGGUUUAACGGAUGAGAAUAUGAGAGCUAGAUUGAAGUUUUGUUUGUCGAUGUUGGAAAAGGACUCUCUGGUUCAUGAACCAAAAUUCGUUGAUAUGUACAAUAUUGUACAUAUCGACGAAAAAUGGUUUUACAUGACAAAGCAAACAGAGAAGUAUUAUUUACUUCCAGAGGAAGAGGUGCCUCAUCGAACUUGUCAAAGUAAGAACUUCAUUACGAAAGUUAUGUUUUUAGCGGCGAUGGCUCGGCCGAGAUUUGAUGAUGAAGGGAAUGAGACAUUUUCUGGAAAAAUAGGAGUAUUUCCUUUUGUCACCCUCCAACCAGCUCAAAGACGAAGUAAGAACAGAGAUGCCGGAACUUUGGAGCUAAAAGCAUUAACCUCCGUCAAAAGAAAAGAUAUAAAAGCGUAUUUGAUUGAAAAGAUUAUUCCGGUAAUCCAUGAACGAUGGCCAAUUGAAGAUCGGGGGAACACUAUAUUCAUUCAACAAGACAACGCACGGACACACGUUGAGUGCGAUGACAAAGAGUUUCAAGAAGCUGCGUCUAAAAACGGUUUUGAUAUACGUCUAAUGUGCCAGCCUCCAAAAUCACCCGAUCUAAACAUUUUAGAUCUUGGUUUUUUCAGUGCGAUCCAAUCACUACAAUACCAAGCAUGUCCGACUACCGUAGAAGAUCUUGUGCAUGCCGUGGAAGAUUCUUAUGAUGAAUACUCUUCCGCGAAGGUAAAUUAUAUUUUUUUGACUCUUCAGACAUGCAUGAAAGAGAUCAUGAAAGUUGGAGGGAAAAAUAACUAUCAAAUUCCACAUAUGAAAAAAGCUGCGCUCGAUAGAGAAGGUCGCCUUCCUCUUCAAAUAAGCUGUGAUGUUUCACUAGUCCAAAGUGUAAUGGAUACACUAGCUUCAUCUUCAUGAGUUAGUUAUUUAAAAUUGUUGAACUAUCGUUGGAGUCUUUUUGUUUGUUCAGAUUUCUUGUAGUUUUAUUAUUUAUUAAUGUUUUCAAAUGAAUAAUUUUUUUGUUAUUUUUUUUAUUAACAUAAAAUUGUUUUGUGAAUUAUAACAACGACAAGACCAAAAAGUAGAGCAAAAUGAUUAAUAGAAAAUGUAGAAUUGUGAAAUUAUAUUUCACAUAUUUAUUCUUACGAAAUUACUGGAACAAUAGAAUAAGAUCUAGAUUUAAAAAGAAUGUGAGAGAUAAAUCUUCAACAUUUCCAGUAUGACUUCUUCAGUUGCUAUGUCAGGGUGAAGCUCCCCUUCAUCAUAGAAGAACAACUUAUUCAAAUCGAAGUCGCGUUUGACACGGUAGAAAAUCUUGUAAACCGGCAGAUCAUCUUUAUCUUUAGUCUCCUCUUUCUCUUUGGUAUCUUUUUUCUCGUUGAUCUCUUCAGUUUUCAUUUUUUUUUAGUAUAAACUUAGUGGAGAGGAUAAAAAUACCAGAUGGAUUAUAUAGUGGAGAGAUGGAGUUUUAUGAUUAAUUUGUGUGUUUACUCAGUUGACUGGAAAUGUGCACUUCUUGUAAAAGGUGUCGAUUACGAGAUACUUCCACUGAAACUUGAACUUGUUGACUGAAAAAUUAUGUGAAAUGCGUAAGGGUAGAAAAAGUCUUUUUAUUGAUAUAUUAUGCAUCGGUUUCUGUUUACGUCAAAUAUUUUGGUACAACAAAAAAGUUUAAAACGUCAUGCAUAAACGAACGGAGGGAGUAUGUGUUAGGAAUUUAGGACAUUAAAACCAUUAGAUUAUCAUUUACAUGUUUACAGAGUUAUUUUCUGAAUCUGGGGCCCUCAAAUCUAAUAAUCUAAGAGGGGGCCUGAGGCCAAUGCCUCGAACCAAUUUCUGUUAUGAAGUGUUAAUGCUCCACUAAUGCCAUUUAUAUAUACUACCUUUGAUCAUUAUUGUUGUCACUGAUUCAGAGAGGCAGAAAAAUUAAGACGUUUAAUAUAUGCACUUCUAUAUUGAAAUCAACUAUUGUUGACUUGUUGUACUUUUAGUAGUUAUAGAAUUACAAAGCAUAAAUCAUGUUAUUUUACCAAAAAAAAAAAAAAGCAUAAAUCAUGUUUGCUAACACAAAUAUGUGAAAAAAAAAACAAAAUGCGAUUCAUAUAUACAGCUCCCUUUCAGAAAGUAGGAAUGCAUGCGGCUGAAAAUCAGGAACGUAUGAAGUGAAAGUGGACUUUCUUUUUUAAAAGCUAGUAAGUGGACAUGAAACACAGAAUUCGUAUAUACGAAGUUUAUGUCGAGGUCUUUAAAAGUUGAAUAUUUUAAAUUUAGCACUAAUUAUAUUCAUGUCACGUCACUCGGGUGCUGGCACGACCGUCGACCAAGCAAAAUGCAUCUUGUAUAUAUAGUGUCGUCGGUUCUCCUUCCCACUUUAGCCUUGUUGUCGAUCGUUGUUUAUUGAAAUUGUGUGUCAGUUUCAUUUCUUAUCGCUAAUUCUAUAAAUGGAUACUUACAAGCUGAAGUUUAAAGUAGUUAAAAAAAAGAAGUUUAAAUUAGUUACUGGUUAUCGUUGUUUCAUGUUUUUUUCUAAUCUUUUUUUUAAUCUUCUUUAUCGUGGAACCAAUUACUUAGGUUUUUUACAAGCUGGGUGUUAAAACAAAAAAAGUUUUACAAGCUGCCACAAACAUCUUUGUAAAACUUUUUAUUCAUUCCUGAAAUGAUAUUUAUUUUUUUAGCAAAACAAAUUUUACACUCUUUAACAGAAAUAAAUAUUUUGUUUAUUUCAAAUGUGCAUUCAAAGCCAUUUACGUUACAGAUUUAGGCUACAAUCCAAAAAUAAAUGGGGUUUGCGUGAAGGAAGUGUAAAAUAUUUGCAAUCACUCCAGACACGUCCACUACAAGAAAACAUGAGAAUUCUGAUGGCCGAAAUCGUCAGAAAUUCGUCGGUAUCAUUUCGUCGAAAAAAAGAUUCGUCGGAAUUUCGUCAGACCUUCCGACGACUUACUGACGAAUACCGAGAAACGUCAUUCUGACGAACUUUCGACGAUAUUCCGAUGCGUACACACGAGACCAGAGUUCAUCGGAAAAACUAUAUACCGACGGAGCACGUUCCUCAGAAAAUACCGACGGACACUGGUUCGUCGAAAUUUUCCGAGAAACCUGAUCCGUCGGUAUUUUCCGAGGACUUCGUUCGUCGGUAUAGUCCGACGCCCUCAAUUCGUCAGAAUAUAUCAAUUUUAAAUACAAAUUAAUUUUGCAUUUUUAUAUAUUUUUUUAUAUUAAAAAUUAAUAAAUAAAUAAAUAAAAUCUGAAAUUUAAAACUAAUAAUAUUAUAGAAUUUAAAUUCAUACAAACCGAAAUAGAAAAAAAAACAUUCAGAAAGUUUUAAAAAGCAGAAAAAACUAA
Molecule: messenger RNA, 6988 nt
Organism: Brassica rapa (field mustard)
Lineage: Eukaryota; Viridiplantae; Streptophyta; Magnoliopsida; Brassicales; Brassicaceae
Product: ethylene-responsive transcription factor 4
Biological process (GO): regulation of DNA-templated transcription
Molecular function (GO): DNA binding; DNA-binding transcription factor activity
Source: RefSeq, a predicted model, not a curated record